Molecule: messenger RNA, 1534 nt
Organism: Phoenix dactylifera (date palm)
Lineage: Eukaryota; Viridiplantae; Streptophyta; Magnoliopsida; Arecales; Arecaceae
Product: acyl transferase 5-like
Source: RefSeq, a predicted model, not a curated record
CCAGACCCACACUGCAUCGAUCUCUAUAAACGCACCAAAAGCACUAGCAUCUCCCACAUCAAACAAAAGAAGAAAGGAAAACUCGAAACCAUUCCCAGAAUCCCACCACCGUGAUGAGCUUCUCCGUGACAAAGUUGGCUCCGGCCAUAGUCGGCCCCUGCGAGCCCACCCCGUCGGCCAGCCUUCCCCUAUCCCCCAUCGAUCGGGCCCCGGGCAUGAGGCGCUUGAUCGACUUGUUCCUCGUGUUCGGCCAGCCUGCUCAGGACCCAGCAAAGGUCGUGCGGGAAGCCUUGUCCAGGGCUUUGGUCUCCUACUACCCCGUAGCCGGGCGGUUCGCGGUGUCCGAUAAUGGCGAGCUCGCCGUGGCUUGCACCGGCGACGGCAUAUGGUUCGUCGAGGCGUCGGCGGAUUGCAGCCUUAAAGAUGUUAACAAUCUCGAACGCCCUUUCAUGAUCCCAAAGGAAGAGCUCAUUCCAUGUCCUCCACCUCAGGUCAGCCAAGAGGAUGUGUUCUUAAUGUUGCAGGUUACCCAAUUCAGCUGUGGAGGAUAUGUGGUCGGCAUCAGAUUCAAUCAUGCAAUUUUUGAUGGUGUCGGCGUAGCUCAAUUCCUGAAAGCAAUCGCGGAGCUGGCCAAAGGUCUUGCACGGCCCACCGUCGAGCCAAUCUGGUGCAGGGAGGCCAUUCCUGACCCUCCAAAGCUCGUGCCGCAGGGGCCUCCACCAGUCUUCCAACCUUUAGCCCUGGAGCAAAGUAUAUUAGAUAUAUCCCUAGACCGCAUCGACCGGAUCAAGAGCCAAUUCACAAGCGAGACGGGCCAAAAGUGCUCCACGUUCGACGCUGUGGGUGCAGUGCUGUGGCAUUGCCGGACACGAGCGAUUAAUUUGGAGCCCCAGGCCGAUGCCCACCUAGCUUUUCCGGUGAGCACCCGUCGCUUGCUGCAAGAGGUGCUGCCCAAGGAGGAAGGCUAUUAUGGCAAUUGCGUCUAUCCAAUGGCAAUCACAGCGCCCGGUGAGAAGAUAAAGAAGGCAUCCGUUGUUGAGAUUGUGAGUCUGAUUAGAGAGGCUAAAGAGAGUGUGCCGACCAAGUUUUCGAGAUGGGUGAAGGGAGACCCCAGGGAGGGGCCAUGCAUGGUGCCGCUGGAGUAUGGAUCGCUUUGCGUGACGGAUUGGAGUCGGGUGGGGUUCUAUGAGGUGGACUUUGGGUGGGGCGGACCCAUCCAAGUUGCUCCACUGACUGAGGAUGACCUCAUCCCUUGGUGCAUCUUGCUCCAGUCCCCUGCGCCCAUGCGAGGUGUGCGGCUGCUGCUGCGAUGCCUCCUCAAGGAACACUUGGAAGCAUUCCAUGAUCAAAUGAGCAGCCUGGUCUAGCAAGAUUUUCGCUCGUUUAAACCUUCACUGGAGAAAAAUUAAAUGGAGAGCUUGUAAUACUCGAUCCUCGUGCUUUGCUUUUAGAUAUUGUUGUCAUAGCUAUCAAGCCUUACCGUAAUUAAUUUGGAACAGCUCUAUAAAUUCUAUUACUUGCAUGCUUUCCUGCU